Molecule: messenger RNA, 2570 nt
Organism: Frankliniella occidentalis (western flower thrips)
Lineage: Eukaryota; Metazoa; Arthropoda; Insecta; Thysanoptera; Thripidae
Gene: Srp72
Product: signal recognition particle subunit SRP72
Exons: 12
Coding region: 67-2043 (658 amino acids)
Biological process (GO): SRP-dependent cotranslational protein targeting to membrane
Cellular component (GO): signal recognition particle, endoplasmic reticulum targeting
Molecular function (GO): protein binding; 7S RNA binding; ribosome binding
Source: RefSeq, a predicted model, not a curated record
GGAAACAGAUGAAAGUGCAGCGUGGAGCAGACUGUUCUGCUGACAAGUGGCAUAUGUUUGUGUACAAUGUCGUCGGCUAAAGAGGCCAAUUUAAGUGCGCUGUACGCCGAACUAAACAAAUAUGGACAAAAUGGAGAGUAUGAACGUGCGCUGAAGACAGCUAACAAAAUCCUUCAAUUAAAAGUUGAUGAGGAGAAAGCCUUCCAUUGCAAAAUUGUGAGCUUGAUCCAACUAUCCAAAUUUAAUGAUGCUCUUGGUUUUAUCAAUAAAAACCCCAAGCUCUCUGGAGACCUAAUAUUUGAGAAGGCUUAUUGUCAGUACCGCCUGAAUCAACCACAAGAAGCUCUAAAGACCGUCAAUACGGAACAGCAAUUGAGUGUGAAACUAAAGGAACUGAAAGCUCAAAUUCUUUAUCGUCUUGAAAAGUAUGAAGACUGCUUUGAUGUGUACAGAGAUAUAAUUAAAAAUACAGAAGAUGACUAUGAGGAUGAACGUGAAACUAACUUAUCUGCUGUCAUUGCUAAUCUUUACAUUGAGAGCUCUGAAAAGGAAUUGCCAGCUCUUCGAGAGACCACAUAUGAAUUGGUAUACAAUACUGCAUGUCAGUUGAUUGGAAAAAAGCAGUAUAUUGAAGCUGAAAAGAAAUUAAGGCAGUCUGAAAAGAUGUGCCGAGAAAUGCUUGAAGAAGAUGGGUCGUCAGAGGAAGACAUUGAAGAGGAGCUGGCUAUCAUUAGGGUACAGCUAGCCUAUUGCCUACAAUUGCAAGGUAGGGAGAAAGAAGCACAGGGAAUAUACACCACUGCUCUGAAAAGAAAGCCUGAUGAUGCGAGUUUGGUUGCAAUUGCCAGCAACAACAGUGUAACAAUUAACAAGGAUCAAAAUGUAUUCGAUUCCAAGAAAAAGAUGAAGAGUGCAUCCAGUGAUGGCUUGGAGCAUAAACUUACUUCUAGGCAGAGGAAAAAUAUUGCUCUGAAUCAGUGUCUCAUGCUGCUGUACACCAACCAAGGAGAUCAGUGUCAAAAACUGUGCGAGCAAGUUUCUAAAAUGUACCCAGAUCUGGCUGAUGAUCUGUCUUUGGUUCGUGCAACUCAAAUGGCUCGUGAGGGCCGUGCUAGAGAUGCAGCAGCUCUCUUGGAGAAGGCUGCCGCUGCCUCGCCUUCACAUGAACUGGAAAUGAAGCUUGCAUCUGUUCAGCUAUUGCUUACUGAUGGCGAUCGGAAAGAGGCAUGUCGUAUAUUGAGGAAUUUAGGAGAUUCGACAUUCAAGCCUGGCAUAGUCAGUGCUCUAGUCACCCUGUACCUAGCUGACAACAAUCGAGAGGGUGCAUCAACUAUUCUGAAAGAUGCUGUUGAUUGGUACAAGCGAAGCAAGGAUAAGGGUGACCUAAGAUUACUUUGGCGCCAGGCAGCUGACCUUCAUAUGCGAAGUGGUGCACCAAACAUUGCUGCACAGAGCCUAGAAGAACUCUUGAGGUUGAAUCCCGAUAGUAAGAAAACACUAGCACAACUUGUCAUUGCUUAUGCUCAAUUUGACCCAGCUAAAGCAACAGCCUUAAGUAAGAAAUUGCCUGACUUGGAUUGCCAAGGUCAGGAUGUAGAUGCUUUAGAAUCUUCUAACUGGAUAAUGGGCACCAAGGUUAUCAAAAAGGCCACCAAGGUGGAACCUUCGCCUGGAUCCAAAGCAGGAACACCCGGAGACGAAUUAUUGCAGAAGAAACUUAAGAAGAAAAAGAAGAGGAAAGGAAAGCUUCCCAAACCUUAUGAGUCAGGCGUAUUACCAGACCCGAAUCCAGACCGCUGGCUUCCCAAACACGAGCGCCCUGGAUAUCGCAAGAAGAAACAAGACCGCAGAAAUAAAGAUGCAGGCAUUGGUAAAGGAACCCAGGGUGCAGCUACGGGUGCCAGUGACAUGUACGACAUGUCCAAAGUACAAAAUCAGUCGAAGGCUUCGCCUGCUGCAUCUAGUCCUGCAGCAGAGCCAGGACCAAGGCAGCAACAGAGGAAAGUGACACAAAAAAAUAAGAAGGGUAAGGGAAAACGAUGAUUUGAUUCAAUGUUUCAAUGUUUAUAAAUCUUUUACACUUGUGUUGAACAUUCUGGUUUUCUUGAAGAAGUUGAAUACUGUGCUGCCUCAAAGUUUUCAAUUGUGUUAAAAUGGAGUAGCUUUACUUUAAUGAAUUCUUUAUCUUAGUUUCAUUAUACCACAGAUUUUAAAAAGUUCACAAAUGUUAUGAUUUCACCUGUACUCUUGUGCCAGUAGCCUACUAAAUGCUGAUGGCGAUUUAGAUGAAAUAUUGAUUGAACUUUGCCAAGUGCCUUGACUGCUGCAGGUAUUUGUAAGGUUUGCUAGGUAGAAGAAUUCACAAUAUCAGUAAAUUUUGCAUAUUAUCUUGCAUUUGUACCUAUGUCAUAUAAUUGUGUUUCUAUUAUGUAAGCUCAAUAAGCCAGACAAUGAUUCGGACAAUUUUCGGUGUUUGCAAUCUUUGUUGCAGAUGAUGUUUUUUUACAUGGAAAAUAGUUAUAUUUUCAUGUUAUUGUUGUGGAACAAUACACUGAGAAUGUUGUUUACAA